UGGGCGGACGAAGAAGAGAGCGCAAAAGAGGCGAGUCACUGUCUCUCUCUUCUUUCUCGCUCCUCAUUUCUUGGCCAUUUUCUCGCUCUUCGGCCCUUCUCUCUCUAAAAAAACCCUAGUUUCUUCGCCUCAACCCUCCCAUUCUCUAUUGCUCCAGGCGCCAUGGCUCUGUACGACAAGAACACCAGACAAUCACUGGUUCCAAGUUUUCUCUACUCCAUUUCUUCAAAAAAGGCCCUAGAUUUGGCCGGAAAUGAGGCUAAAAGCCCUAAUUUUAAUGAACCCAUGGUUGCUGGCAAGGCCAGAAACCCUGGAUUUGUGGUACCUGCACCUUUUGAACCAGGCAAGAUCGAAAUGUAUUCCCCUCAGUUUUACGCUGCUUGCACAGUUGGUGGAAUCCUCAGUUGUGGUCUCACUCACAUGGCUGUUACACCUCUGGAUCUGGUCAAGUGCAAUAUGCAGAUUAGUCCUGAGAAAUAUAAGAGCAUAUCAUCUGGUUUUGGGGUAUUAUUGAAAGAACAAGGAGUUAGAGGUUUCUUCCGUGGUUGGGUGCCAACUUUGCUUGGUUACAGUGCCCAGGGUGCCUGCAAGUUCGGUUUUUAUGAGUUCUUCAAGAAAUACUAUGCUGACAUUGCUGGCCCUGAGUAUGCUGCCAAGUACAAGACUUUGAUUUACCUUGCUGGUUCCGCUUCUGCUGAGGUUAUUGCUGAUGUUGCUCUGUGCCCUAUGGAGGCAGUGAAGGUCCGAGUUCAAACACAACCUGGGUUUGGCAGAGGGUUGUCUGAUGGGCUCCCCAAGUUUGUUAAGUCUGAGGGUGUACUUGGGUUGUAUAAGGGAAUACUUCCACUUUGGGGACGUCAAAUUCCAUACACCAUGAUGAAGUUCGCAACCUUUGAGACCACUGUGGAGAUGAUGUACAAGUACGUGAUCCCUAUGCCUAAGGACCAGUGCAGUAAGCCACUACAGCUCACCGUGAGCUUCGGUGGUGGAUAUAUUGCUGGUGUUUUCUGUGCCAUCGUUUCUCAUCCUGCCGAUAAUCUUGUUUCCUUCCUUAACAACGCCAAGGGAGCCACAGUGGGUGAUGCCGUGAAAAAGCUUGGUGUCUGGGGUCUCUUCACCCGUGGCCUGCCUCUACGUAUUGUCAUGAUUGGUACCCUCACUGGAGCACAAUGGGUUAUUUAUGAUGCCUUCAAGGUGUUUGUUGGCCUCCCAACUACUGGAGGGGUUACUCCAGCACCUGCCGCUGCUCAGAAGGAGCUUCCAGCCACUUCUUGAGAGCCACCACCGUGGAAGAGCGAGUCAUUUCUACAGAAAUAAUCAUCUGUACGAGUUUUAUUGAGAGUAUAUUAAAUUUUUUUUUGGAGUCUGAUACUAUCUGAUCCAUUCAGUUGACUUUUUUACAUUUUUCUGUUCUUCUUGGGGCUGUAUGGAAUUUUUUAUCCUCCCUUUUCUGUUAUUGGGAGGGCGGUUUUGCUCUCAUCCUUCGCUCACGAAAGAACUCAAACCACGAGGUGUGAAGUCACUUGUGGUUGAGCCUUUUGGUUGUGUACUAUUUUGAAGGAACUAAAGAAUCAAUAAUUAUUGAGUGUUUUAAGAUUUUCAAUUACA
Amborella trichopoda is the source of this 1608-nucleotide messenger RNA. RefSeq names its product mitochondrial phosphate carrier protein 3, mitochondrial. Gene Ontology annotation, biological process: mitochondrial phosphate ion transmembrane transport. Lineage: Eukaryota; Viridiplantae; Streptophyta; Magnoliopsida; Amborellales; Amborellaceae. The record is from RefSeq and is a predicted model, not a curated record. Gene Ontology annotation, cellular component: mitochondrial inner membrane. Gene Ontology annotation, molecular function: phosphate transmembrane transporter activity.